UUUUUUUUUUUUUUUUUUAGAUGAGAUGGUGUGUCAUUUCGGCAUAACAGUCUAUCAUUAUUACCUAUCUGUAAUUAUUGCGAGUUACAGUAUCAAUUCACUAACUUUGAACCCCCACUCAGCAGGUUGGUCGGAAGGAUUCAGUUAUGGCUUCACCAUGUUUGCCUACCGAGAACUGCUCGGCUAAUUAUUUGCUUUGUCCUGUCUUGUCCUGUCUUAUUUCUCGUUUGUUGUCUCUUUUGCCUCAACUUUUUGCUUUUUACUCUCUCAUUUCUGUCGCCUCUUCCACCCCAUCUAACCAUUUUCAGUAUUCUUUUCUUUUUUCUCUAUAUCAUGUUUUCCUGUCGCCAUUUCACAACAUGUCAUCAUAUGAUAUGAUAGAUUACAUCUGACUUAUGCGAGGGCCAUUUGCCAUUUUCAUGGUUAUGCAUAUUACACCUCAGAUGGAGCAUGAGGGUCCUAUCAUGUCUAGAUGAAGCGGUCACGGAUCACGGACUGUGUCUAGUACAUGUCGCAUGCCCAGGAAAAUGUCAGGUCUGGGAUCACCAGUGUGGGCUGAGGGACAAGCAACGCAACAUGACACGAGGCCGAGACAAAGGUUUAGAUUUGCUCAGCUGAAGAUGAAACGAUCGAGCCAAUGAUGAGGGGACAAAAAGACGUUAGAGAUAUCCGAGUGGAUGUCUGAAACAUGUCGAAUAACUGUUUGACGUCAAAGAUUGGAGUACAGUAACAAAGGUGUAUCGAUAAUACGGAUUUGGGGUUUUCCAGGCGGAUUGUGAAAUAACUUUAGCUUUGCAUGCAUCCACGGUCUAUACCCAAUGUCGACCUUUUGUCAACUGGUCGAUUAACAGACUUGGAUAUACCAAAACAAGCAGCUUCAUGCAGAUUUAGCUCCAUUCCUGCAGACAAAGCAACCACGGGCAGUUGGCUUCGGCGUGCUCUGUGGGGUUAGGGCAUGCGGGAUUCGAGAAGUGAGGACGAUAUGUGAGGGUGGGGAAUCGACUGUCUCUCGCUGCGGGAUAAGCAGUACGAGAGAGGAAUAUCCCCGGAUGGCCUCAUGUGGCGGCGAGGCACGGAAGAGAAGCAAGGGAUCACGGUGAAUCGAUUGGGAUCCGGCGAGUGCAAGGAGGAGGAGGAGAAUUCUGUGCCGUCGGGAAUGUUUAUGCCCACAGACGCGGCGUAGAAUGGCGGUCACUUCUGAUAUAUGCGAGGGAUAAUAUAAAAGUCUUUUCUGAAGGUUUCACGGCGGACUUGGAGAUGCUGAUUGGGUGCAUCAUUUGUUGACAGAUCGUGAAUCAGAUUUUGGACCUGCAUCUGCUUGGUCAGCUCGACCGAGGGCAGCGUGUGUACAGUGAUAUGCUGUCAUGAUGCUCCAUAGCAGACGCAUAACAGAGUUAACAUAUAGACAUGAUGGAUACGAAGAAGAGUUUUGAUUGGAA
Messenger RNA from Fusarium redolens, 1439 nucleotides. RefSeq lists its product as uncharacterized. NCBI's taxonomy places the organism in Eukaryota, Fungi, Ascomycota, Sordariomycetes, Hypocreales, Nectriaceae. The record is from RefSeq and is a predicted model, not a curated record. The transcript has a single exon. The coding region runs from base 147 to 392 and encodes 81 amino acids.